CAGACGAAAUUGUUUCCUAGUUCCUGCAGAUACGAUAUAUUAGCAGACAUCUGAAGUGCUGCUAUGUUAUUCAGGUCAUUGGUUGCGAGCGCCUGCACACUCGGUGUACUGGGAGCAGCUGCUACGUAUAAACUUGCUCCUGCACAGGUUCGCUCAGCAUUCCUCCAUUCCUAUAGGAAGUCUGCGGUUGUGGCCCAGUCCGACAUGAAGAUAGAACUGCUGCCCGCGUUGACAGAUAAUUACAUGUACCUGCUCAUUGAUGAAGACACCAAGGAAGCUGCCAUCGUUGACCCCGUCGAACCUGGCAAGGUUGUAGAUGCCAUCAAGAAACAUGGAGUCAAACUUACCACUGUGUUAACAACUCAUCACCACUGGGACCAUGCUGGUGGUAAUGAAAAGCUGGUGAAACUAGUACCAGGACUGAAGGUGUACGGUGGUGACGACAGAGUGGGAGCCCUGACUCAGAAAGUGACUCACUACAACACGUUCAAAAUUGGGUCUCUUAAUGUGAAAUGCCUGUUUACUCCAUGCCACACUAAGGGGCACAUCUGCUACUUCAUCACUAAGGACAAGAGCUCUGAGCCCCCAGCGGUUUUCACUGGUGACACAUUGUUCAUUGGCGGCUGUGGGAAGUUCUUUGAAGGCACCGCAGAUGAGAUGUACAAGGCAUUGAUUGAAGUCCUCGGACGCCUGCCCCCAGAAACGAGGGUCUAUUGUGGACAUGAGUACACCAUCAACAACCUCAAGUUUGCACGUCACGUAGAACCAAACAAUGAGGCCAUCCAUAGAAAACUGGCCUGGGCCAAGGAGAAAUACGACAGUGGAGAACCGACCAUCCCCUCAACCAUGGCUGAGGAAUUCACAUAUAACCCAUUCAUGAGAGUAAGGGAGAAGUCUGUGCAGGAACAUGCCAAGAAGACCGACCCCAUCGACACCAUGGGGAGCAUACGUAGAGAGAAAGACAACUUCCGGGUCCCCAAGGACUGAGCAUCCAUCACGGGUGGGGGUGGGGUUGGGGGGCGGACCCUGAGAUGAUGCCAUCUCUGAAUGAAAACAAAAACAAACAAAAAACUUCUCACUACAUAGCGUUUCAUUACACCGCAGGCCGUUACUAAUAAUAAUAGCAAACACUUUGCGCUCCCACAAACGCAGAACACACAGGAGAUGCCGAAUUUACAAGCCUGACUUUCCUCGCAGUCUGUCUGCAGAAGCUGUGGGCAACAUUUCAACCAUGCAGCCAAACUCACAAAAGGAUACGUACCCAGAAUUCAUGUUGCAGCAGGGAGAAACUGGAUAUGUGAAGCACUGUCUAGGUGUGUAAAUGUGUUGCAGUUUUUCAACAUUGAAUACAGUGUUAGUAUGAGAAAACAUGGAUUUAAGCAAAUGCGCUACUGUUUCUUUGUAGAAUGAAUGUAAAAAAGAUUUCUAUUUUACUAAUGACUGAUGACUCAGAUUGGCACUUUUCCAUGAUGCUAAAGAGCAAGAAUAUAUUCAUAAGGGCAGGGAUAAUAUAGAUUUUAAGAUGUAUGUCUUAACUGGUUGUGCAAUUUUGUUUUUUGCUUUUUUAAAAAAAAAAUAUUUCAGGGAGACCAGAGUAUGGAAGUGUUUUGGCUUCUGUGUUGGAUCAAAACUAUCAACAGAAUGGUAAAGCUCUCUGUUCAAAAGUAUUUUAUUCUUUUAACAACUUCAUUUAUGUGUGUAGACAAUGUUCUUGUGAUGCAUGUAAGAAUUGUUUUUGAUGGAGAUGGGAUUAUAAUGUUCAGGUUUUGUAAGGGUGGGACAGAGGAGUGUCUGUUUAUUUCAAACCUGUGUGUGUACAAUUCUCUAUUAUUUGCAAUCGUUUCAUCCUUAACUGACUUAAUCGCAAACAUGUAAUUAAGUAAUUAACAUGAAUAUAAGUAUAAAUGCACCAGAUUAUUUUUUCACGUGUCCUUAAUGUUUAAAGAAGUGAAAGUUGCUAGAUAAAGGACAGAAUAUACCACAAUGUUACGUAAUGUAGUGUUGAAUUAAUGGGUCCUGUGUGCAAGGCGUUUCCAAAAUGUCAGCAAUAAAGCACUUGAUAAAUAAUGCUUCACGACAUCAUAGUGUGUCCGCUUCACGUUUUUCACCGAUGAUGUAAUACGAGCGUCUGGUAGCCGGUUUCUUUGAUUUGGGUUGUGUGCGGCGCAUUAAGAAUAGGACCAAUUGUAUAGGAUAAAAAAGACUGUUUUGGUGAU
This is a messenger RNA of Megalops cyprinoides (Indo-Pacific tarpon), 2216 nucleotides long. It is a transcript of the gene hagh, whose product is annotated as hydroxyacylglutathione hydrolase. Lineage: Eukaryota; Metazoa; Chordata; Actinopteri; Elopiformes; Megalopidae. The transcript is spliced from 9 exons. Gene Ontology annotation, molecular function: hydroxyacylglutathione hydrolase activity. The record is from RefSeq and is a predicted model, not a curated record. The coding region runs from base 64 to 987 and encodes 307 amino acids. Gene Ontology annotation, biological process: glutathione metabolic process. Gene Ontology annotation, cellular component: mitochondrion.